Molecule: messenger RNA, 2406 nt
Organism: Scomber japonicus (chub mackerel)
Lineage: Eukaryota; Metazoa; Chordata; Actinopteri; Scombriformes; Scombridae
Product: PH and SEC7 domain-containing protein 1-like
Exons: 17
Coding region: 1-2406 (801 amino acids)
Biological process (GO): regulation of ARF protein signal transduction
Molecular function (GO): protein binding; guanyl-nucleotide exchange factor activity; phospholipid binding
Source: RefSeq, a predicted model, not a curated record
AUGCAAGGAGACAACAGGAAGCAUCAGUAUGCAGUGCAGGAGAAGCCAGAAGUGUUUGGGCACCUUCUGAAGAGACCAAUGGAAACUUUUUUUGACAACCACCAUCCAGCCCUGAAGUCCCCCAUCUUGGUGUCUGGCCCUCGCUUGGCUGCGGAGGACACCUUCAGCCGCCACUUUGAGAGCAUAAUGGAGUCCCACCGAGCCAAAGGGACAUCAUACAACAGCUUGGACAGCGAAGAGAUAUUAACCUCGAGCACCCAAACUGUCCUGACGUUUGACCUCCCCACGUUAACUCCUGCCAUACAUGGGCCGGUCUGCCAGAGCGCCAGGCAGAUCGUCCAGCUCAGCUUUGCCCCGCUGGCUCAUGAUGAAAGGCCCAGUCUGUCAGAUUCUAUCUUUACAGUGACAGGGGACUCGGACGCCACCAGAGCCCCCUCCAGCGAGAGGCUGAGCAGCGGUUCUGACGAUACGCCACCCAGAGGACGAGAUUAUACACAUCUAGGGAGCAGCUGGUACAGCAACCCAUCUUUCUCAUUGCCAAGGUGUGCUAAAAGCUCACAGCAGAAACAAAGCAGGCUAGAAUGCACCCAGGAAAAGGGUAGACGGGUGGACUGGACAGUGAUGCGGUCAGGUUACGAGGCCAGGAGGAGAGGAGGGGUCAGUCGGGCGAGCAGUCUGAGGCGAGAUGCUGGGCAGGGGGUGGCAAUGAGGACACCCUCAGUCUUCUGCUGCCAUGGUUCACCUGCAGUGGGAGAGGAGAGAUAUUUGACAAUUAGGCGGUCUUGCCACAGCUGGCGUGACCAGAAUGGCCACACAGCUCUCAACGGCAACGACAACUUCAGGGACAAGGCCCGUCUGGCGACAGAUUCUGAGCUGGACCAGGACCUUAGUGAGAGGCUGGGUCUGAGCAGCAGUGAGACCUUCACCAAUGGCAGUCACCAUGCCGACGUGGCAGCCGCCAAACGUUUGGCCAAACGACUCUUCAACUUGGAUGGCUUCAGGAAGUCUGAUGUGGCACGCCACCUCAGCAAGAAUAACGACUUCAGCCGUAUGGUGGCAGAAGAAUAUCUGAGUUUCUUCAACUUUACAGGCCUUGCUGUUGAUCAAGCACUACGGACUUUCCUCAGGCAGUUUGCCCUCAUGGGGGAGACUCAGGAGAGAGAGCGGGUGCUGUCACACUUUUCUAGGCGUUACUUCGACUGCAACCCCAAAGUCGUGCCAUCUGAGGAUGCAGUUCACACUCUGACCUGUGCCGUAAUGCUGCUGAAUACAGAUUUGCAUGGUCAAAACAUUGGCAAGAGGAUGUCGUGCACACAGUUCGUCGGCAACCUGGAAGGACUGAACGACGGCCAAGAUUUUGCCAAAGAUCUGCUUAAAGCUCUCUACAACUCAAUCAAGAAUCAGAAGCUUCAAUGGACAAUCGACGAGGAAGAGCUGCGGAAGUCCUUUUCGGAGCUCGGGGACAGCCUGUGUGACUCCACCGCCUCCAGAUCGAUGAAGCGGGAGGGCAGCAGUGAGAAGCCCCUGUCGGAAGAGGCCGAGCCCUCCGGGAUGCUGCUGUAUAAGAACGGGUUCCUGGUCCGCAAAGUCCAUGCUGACUCGGACGGCAAGAGAACACCAAGAGGAAAGAGAGGAUGGAAGACCUUCUACGCCAUCCUGAAAGGAUUUAUUCUCUAUCUGCAAAAAGGAGAAUACAGGCCUGAUAAGCAGCUAUCUGAUGACGACCUGAAGAAUGCCGUGUCCAUCCACCACUCUCUGGCCAUGAAAGCUUCAGACUACAGCAAGAGACCCAACGUCUUCUACCUGCGAACCGCUGACUGGAGGGUGUAUCUCUUCCAGGCACCGAACGCAGAGCAGAUGCAGUCAUGGAUCACACGGAUCAACACUGUGGCUGCCAUGUUCUCCGCUCCUCCUUUCCCAGCAGCAAUCGGCUCACAGAAGAAGUUCAGUCGACCGCUGUUGCCGGGGACGAUGUCGAAACUGUCCGAGGAGGAGCAGGUCAGAUCCCACGAAUCUCGAUUCAGAACCCUCUCCACUGAACUGGCUGAGCUACGCUCUUACCCUCCUGACCGCAAGGUCAAAGGCCGCGAGCUGGAAGAGUACCGCCAGCGUGACGAGUAUCUGGAGUUUGAGAAAACGCGGUACGGGACUUAUGCCAUGCUGCUGCGGGCUAAAAUCCGGAGCGGUGAGGAGGACCUUUCUGUGUUCGAGUCCCAGCUGCUGGAAGACAACGGGCUACAGAGGGCUCACUCCAGCCCCACGCUGCAGGACAGCAGCCAGGCCAGCCAGAUCAGUCAGGCCAGCAGCACCAGAGACGGAGGAAACAGCAGCAAAGCCAGCGCCUGCAGCAGCAAACCUCGACAGGAAGGCCAGAGACACAGCUACCGACAGGCCGUCAAGAAGUGA